GAUUUUUGUAUCCUUCGAACGUUGAACGUUUGUCCGCUUGUUGCUUCUAAAAUCUAAAAUUUUGAACGAAGAGGGGGCGGGGCGGGGCGUUCCUCGCCGACGUCAUCUUGUCGUCGCGGAGCGAGCGAGGAAGCCUCGAAAUGGACGAAAACAACAAGAUGGCGGCGGGCAAAGUGAAGAAGCCCGGAAAACGAGGCCGCAAGCCGGCCAAGAUCGACCUGAAGGCUAAGCUGGAGCGAAGCCGGCAGAGCGCCAGGGAGUGCCGGGCCAGGAAGAAGCUGCGCUACCAGUACCUGGAAGAACUGGUCUCGAGCAAGGAGAGGGCCAUCUGCGCGCUCAGAGAGGAGCUGGACAUGUACAAGCAGUGGUGCUCGGCCAUGGACCAGGGCAAGAUUCCCUCGGAGAUCAGAGCUCUGCUGACGGGCGACGAGCAGCACCAUCGAGGUCCCGCCCCCGCGGGCGUCAGUAAAACGCCCAAGGCCCCCAAGAACAGCGACGACGACGACGACGACGUGUAAGGAAGGCCGAGGCACCGACAAAUGGCCAAGACCGGACUGACGCCAACGUCACACCAAGCACGUUUUUGCCGCCUGCGGGUCAGCCUACGCCACUCAGGCCGAAUACACGCUGGACUGUUCCCCGGCUGAUUGUAUUGGCGACGCUCGCAGUCGCGCUCAACUAACUUUUGAACCGCUUUUCCCAACUGACGUAAAGGAGCAGACGGGAAGUCGUCGUCGCCGCCGCCAAGUCCCCCGACGAGAAUGUGCGGUGUGAGGAUGGAACCGGCGUGAGUCUAUUUUGCACAUACCUCGGGUCGGGUAACCCGAACUUCUCCGGACGAGAAAACUUGUGAGCUCCCGCGAUGCUUUGCUCCAAAUUUGCUGCCGUUGUCGUCGGCAAGCUGACGGAAACACAAAUGUUGGCUGAAUUUGUCAAUUCCUUUUUCUUGUAGCAGCGUGAAGACAUUUGGAUUCAAAUGGAAAAAUAAAAAAAUCUGAGAAAAA
Syngnathoides biaculeatus (alligator pipefish) is the source of this 1004-nucleotide messenger RNA. RefSeq names its product cAMP responsive element binding protein-like 2 (gene crebl2). Lineage: Eukaryota; Metazoa; Chordata; Actinopteri; Syngnathiformes; Syngnathidae. The coding region runs from base 141 to 518 and encodes 125 amino acids. Gene Ontology annotation, biological process: regulation of DNA-templated transcription. Gene Ontology annotation, cellular component: nucleus. The record is from RefSeq and is a predicted model, not a curated record. Gene Ontology annotation, molecular function: DNA-binding transcription factor activity. The transcript is spliced from 3 exons.